AGCAUACACUUCCAAUAUUUCGUAAAAGUUUUAAUAGUUAACGCUCCAGUUAUCCAUCAUUUUACACACUGUGCCCCCUGCACAGCGAGUUAAACUUCCCGAAACGAGGAAUAUGUGAAGCUUGUUUACUAUGGGAAUUAAAUCAGUCAUACUACUUUUAAUUUUACCUGCUGCUUGCAGAAGUUUUCAGGUGACCAUUGUGCUGAAGCCUGAUGUAGGAACCGUAGGCGGCUCAGUGCAGUUUUUUGUCUCUACAGACCCACCUAUCAGUUUAUCAAUACUAUUAUGGACUAAGAAUGGCUCCGUUGUAGUUACCUUCACUGGUGUCACCAGCAUAGGCCCUGACUAUGAAGGGAGAAUCAACUAUGACGUCACUACUGGAACACUGGAGCUGAAGAAUCUCACUCUGAAUGAUAGUGGCGUUUAUCAGGUACAAAUCACAGACUCAGGAGAAUUGGUAACCCAGCAUGUCAGCCUCGAAGUCUUGGAACAAGUAUCUGAUGUCAAAAUACAAGCCAAUGCCACUGAGCUAGUGGAGUUACAUGACUCUACCAGCCUGACAUGCUCCGCCUCUGGCUCCAAUCUCUCUUUCCAUUGGCUCAACAGCAGCUCUGACGUCAUAGUCAGUGAACGAGUUCAUCUGAGUGCUGACAAUCGCACUCUCACCCUUAGUCCUGUUUUGAGAUCCGAUCAGGAGCCAAUAUACUGCAGGGUGUCCAACAUCAUUAGCAAUAACACCAGCCAGCCUGUCACCUUUAACGUCAGCUUUGGACCCGAUAACGUUGCAGUAACUGUGAGUCCUCCAGGGACAACAUUCUCCCCAGGGACCAGCCUCACCCUGACCUGCUCAGCUCAGUCCAGACCUCCUGCACAGUUUCAGUGGGCCCUUAAUGACACACUGCUGAGCCAAAUGGGCGAUACACUCCAGCUCACGAAUAUUAAGGAGAGUCAGAGUGGUAAUUAUGUCUGCUGGGCUCAUAACACCGUGACCCUGCUGAACCGUUCAUCUGAACGUUCAGUGAUCACUGUUGUGGAGGGAGGUGUCCAGAAUGGCCUGUCUGGCGGAGCGAUUGCUGGGAUCGUGAUCGGUGUUUUACUGGCUCUGGGACUUUUUCCAGCUGGAUUCUUUAUCAUGAAGAAGCUGCGAAAGUCAGAAUUCUGCCAGACCGCAAAUGGAGAUGACCUAUGCUGAGGUCAGUCAUACCAAUCCCAAUGGAGGUGCAGUCCAGCAGAGUCGCCAAAGUUCCCAGGCCAAUCAGAUACCUCCAGCUUCACCAGUGAAUGAGUCUUUCACUUCCAUCUACUCACAAGUCAAGACCAGGCGUUAAAUUUUUGUCGUAGAGUUCAAUAAGAUAAGAUGUGUCUGCUGUUUUGCAGCAAUAUGCAUGUCAUCAAAGGCUUUCCUCCUGGUGCCCUCGUUAAGAUCAUUGAAUUUCAUUCCUUGCACCAUUCGCUAUUAACUUUAUUAUUAUUAUUAUUAUUAUUAUUAUUAUUAUGUCUUUUCCAGAUAAACCAAGAUGAUUUAUGCUAUUUGUAUGAAUAAAAAGUGGCUGGUGAACAUUGAAGAGGUACAGUAAGAUUAAACAUUUUGUAAUUGUACGUUUUACACUGUUUGGAAUUUUUCCUAAGAGUUUUUAGAUCGGAAUAAAAUUUUAGUUAUGAGCUAUUUUAAAGUUAGUUAUUUCGCAAUUUAUUCUCAAAAUUAGAGGAAGUACUACCUCUUCUGCCACUAUUGAAAGCCGCCUUUGGUAUGGGAUCUAAAAUAGCACAUGCUAACAAGUUUUGGAUGUGUAAUUUAAUGGAUAUGAUAUGGAUCUUUGUUGGCAAUAUGUCUCGUUCUCUGGCUUAAUUACAAAAUCAUCGGAAUAGUUUCAAGGAACUAAAAUGUGUGUUUCAUAUUCAUAUAAAUAAGGAAUGUAUAUACUUAGACUGAUUUCUCUGUUGAAUCAGUUCCUGUGCCCAACUAUCAGCUUAGGAAGCACUUGUUGUUUUUAUGUUUUUCUAAUUCUGUAUUAAGUUAAUUUGAUUUCCCAAUUUGACUUCACUUUUCGCCAAACCUGAGAAAAUUACGUCAGUCCUAAGGUUAAGAUUUAUAUUUGCUGUGAAGAUAAUGUAUGAUUUCCCAACUGGACACUCAGUAGUCCAUACAGAAAAUCGGUUUGAUUGCAAAAUAUUUUGCCAAUGUAAUAUAUUUUUACUGAUUUAGAUUUGUUGCAAUACUGCUUAAGUUAUGUUUGUUAGUCUUUGUAAUGUCCAGAAUGUAUGAAUGAAACCAAAUGCU
This is a messenger RNA of Brienomyrus brachyistius, 2281 nucleotides long. RefSeq names its product carcinoembryonic antigen-related cell adhesion molecule 8-like. Lineage: Eukaryota; Metazoa; Chordata; Actinopteri; Osteoglossiformes; Mormyridae. Bases 131 to 1192 code for a protein of 353 amino acids. The record is from RefSeq and is a predicted model, not a curated record. The transcript has 7 exons.